AUGGAUUUUUUUUAAGGAUUAAGUGAAAAAUAUAAUGAGAUAUGGAAAAAUAUUAUCUCUCCAUAAAGGCAAAUUUAUUUUUUAAACGAUUUAGGACCUAAAGUUUAAAUAGUAAGAAAUGUUCCAAUAAUAAGAUAUGAUGUAGAUCUAAUAAACUCUAGGGAAUAAGUAUUAAGAUGCACAUAUUAUGCACCAGAUUCAUAUGAUAAAUCUAAAAUAGGUUGUGUUAUCUAUCUGCAUGGAAACGCAAGUUCUAGGAUAGAAGCAUUAACUACAUUUAAUUAUGUACUACCGCGUUCAAUUUUAUUUUGUUUUGACUUUGCUGGUGCAGGGAAAAGCGAUGGAUAAUAUGUAACAUUGGGUAUUAAUGAAUCAGAGGAUUUAUCACUAGUUGUAGAUUAUAUCAGAAACAACAUUGGCGUAUAAAAAAUUGCUCUUUGGGGAAGAAGUAUGGGAGCAUCAACAGCUAUAAAUUAUUGUGCUAAUAAUCCUAAUAAAGUAUCUGUAAUGGCUCUUGAUUCAGGCUUUAUAAAGCUCAGCUUUAUUCUUGAGGAGAUUGGGAAGCAAAGGACAAAAAUUCCAAAUAUUUUGGUUGAUGCAGUUCUUCAUUUUAUAAAGAAUAAAAUAAAAAAUGUCUUAAAUAUGGAUAUUUUUUAGUUAGAUUUAUUGGAGUAAAUAAAAAAGAUAAAUAAUUGUGAAGGCAUCAUAUUUUGCAGUGCCUAAAAUGAUUCUAUCAUUAAUUCCUAUCACACUCAAAAACUCUUUGAGACAUAUAGAGGUGACAAAAAAAUAAUCAAAUUUGAAGGCGAUCACAACACUUUAAGGCCUCCCUAAGUGCUUCAAUAAAUAGUUUAAUUUUUAGAAUAAAGAAUGUACGGAUGUGAUUUAUCACCUGUUUCUUAUUAAGCAUAAGAUGAAUAAAAUAAGUAUUAAUUUAAAGAAUAAAAUUACGUAAAUGACGAAUUGUUUGCUUAAGCAUUUUAGUAAAUUCCUUAGGCUCUAGAUAAAACAGAUUAAUUAGUAGAUAUUUGUAUCAAAUAAAUGGAAUUUCUAGCUUGUCCUUUUUAAUCUACAAAUCUUACUCCAACACAUACUAGUUAAGAUAAAUAUAUGAACUUGUCUGUGUCAAACUAACAAUAAUAACAACAACUACUACAACCAGAAAGUCCUAUAUCGAAAAAAGUAGUUGCAGAUAGUGAUACAGGAUAUACUUAUAGAGAUAAUAAUAACUAUUAAAAUAUGAACAAAUCUUUAAACAGUACCAAAAGGAUAAAACAAAUAUGUACAAACGCUAAAGUGUUAAACGAGUUAAGCAUAAAUUCAUUUUAAUAAAUUCCUUUCAAUUAAAAUUUCAGUAAUUAAAACCAUAUUGCAAAUACAAAUUCUAAUUAAUUUUAAAAAAAUCCGCCAUCUCCAUCUGAUGAAGCAUACAUACAAAGCUAGUUUUCUGUAAUUAACUUUAAUGAUGCAACUAAUACUAUUUAACAAGUCAGGAAAUCAAAUAAUACCUUUUCGAAAAAACCUACAAUAUCUAUAUAAAAAUAAGAUAAGUAACAAGGUAUUCAUCUAAUUAGUAAACCAAAUAUGACCUAAAUUAGCACUAGCUGUGAUACAGUCCUUGAUAAAAAGAAAGAAGAUAUUUUGAAGAGAAUUUUUGAUGAGUUAGAUAGUAAACAAUCAAACUAAACAAAUAAAUCACAGCCUCAAAUUCAACUUUUGCAUCCUCACUUUUAAGCUUUUUCUCAAAGCAGUGAAGCUUCUAAUAAUUAGCCAUAUAUAAAAAAAGAAAAAAUGUAGCUUUCAACCUCAAAUUGUGCUAUGUAAUAUCCUUAGCAGCAAAAUAAAAAUUAAAAUAGUCUAUCUCAUUCUAGCAGACCACAUAUGCACCAAGCUAAUAUUAACCAAUAAAAUGAAACCAAAAUACUUAAUACUACCAGAAGAGAAGCAAGUCAAGAAGAUUUCUCCUAAAUUCUGUUCUAAAAUAGGGUCUAAGAAAAACUACCAUCUUAACAUUAUCCAAAUGAAAAGACUAAUAAUUAUUAGUAUAAAGAUGAAAAAGUUUAAGUAUAAUGUGUUAAUUACACCUUAAAAUAUCCUUAAUAAUAAAAUAAAGCUCAAAAUAUAAAUGUUUUAAAUAACUCCAGUAGACCACUAUAAUCUUAAGGUAAUACCACAUAUCAAUUAUAACAUGACAUCAGAACUUAGAAUAUGAUAAGAAACGAAAUAAAUUAAGAAGAUCACAUUUAAAGAUUGAACUAAAAUAGAGCUUAGGAAAGAAAUACUCCUUAAAAUUUAACAAUGUCAUAAAAUAAUUAAAGAAGUUUUGCACAAACAUAAAAUAUAGAUUUUAGUAACUCUUUCAAUAAAAGGGAUAAUUCUUUAACAAAUAAAGAUUUAAAUGAUAGAUAUAAAUUCAUGACUCAUUGUAAUAGUUCUCCUAUUAAUUAUAAAGCUAAAAAUUAUGAUAUCAAUUAGUAAUUUAACAUUUCAAGUAGCUAAUCAGUUUUAAGAAAAUGA
Molecule: messenger RNA, 2517 nt
Organism: Tetrahymena thermophila SB210
Lineage: Eukaryota; Ciliophora; Oligohymenophorea; Hymenostomatida; Tetrahymenidae
Product: alpha/beta fold hydrolase
Exons: 5
Source: RefSeq, a predicted model, not a curated record